This is a messenger RNA of Portunus trituberculatus (swimming crab), 517 nucleotides long. RefSeq lists its product as uncharacterized. Lineage: Eukaryota; Metazoa; Arthropoda; Malacostraca; Decapoda; Portunidae. The transcript is spliced from 2 exons. The coding region runs from base 24 to 353 and encodes 109 amino acids. The record is from RefSeq and is a predicted model, not a curated record.
CAAGCCGUCCACUCCGCAGCACCAUGAAGCCUGUGAUCAUUCUAACGGUGGUGGCAGCGAUCUUCGCCCACAAAGUUUCCAGCAGUCCUGCUCAAUCCCCCUGCGGGCAGGUUCGUGACGUUGGCUACAAACUGUACAGCCUCCGCAUCCCAAACACUUACGACGUGGUGAUCCUCCGCGACGAGCUGCUAGCAACAUACCAUAUGCUGCUCAACGAAGUCUGCAACAGUAGUGCCACCAACACUGCACACGUGCCCCAUUCCUCUUCCACCCUCGGACACGUUCACUAUUCCUCCUACAACCCGUCUGUCCUCGUGUCUCCCUCUCUCCAUGGUGACCACUACAGAGGCUAAUGGCUGGCCAGUACAGUACGCAAUGUGCCUGCGGGAGCAUCCACCAAUGAUCCUUCGUGGCAUAGUUCCUGACGACAACGCUCACUACAAAACACGAUCCCUAACCAAACUAUGUAUUUUGUCAUACUCAUGACCAACUCAAUAAAACUUAACCUGACAGAUCU